AUGGGAAAACUCCAAGAAUUCGACAUAACUUUGAAAGACAAUAAAGUUGUUUAUAGUCCCGGGGAGUCAAUUUCAGGCACUCUGAAAAUCACAACCACCGAAGCGCUGCUAUGUAAAGGUAAGGUUCUGAAAACGUCACCAUUUAACAGUCAUUGGCAACUUUCUUUCACCUGUCGUGAAUCCGUCGUCUCCUCGGACAAGGAAGUAACAUUAGUGUUCCACUGAAGCAAACACAAUGGUCAUGCCAUGCAAUUGUGAUUUGUGACACGUUUUAUUUACAGUAGCCUACAUUGAAUUUUUUUAUAUUUUAUUAUUUUCUGGUGAUGAAUGUGUACAACAAAUGUGUAAAUAAUUCAGGUAUGGGCGGCAGGUAGUUUAGUGGUUAAGAGCGUUGUGCCAGUAACCGAAAGGUCGCUGGUUCUAUAAUAAAUAAUAAUAAUAUGCCUUUUAGCAGACGCUUUUAUUCAAAGCGACUUACAGUCAUGCGUGCAUACAUUUUUGUGUAUGGGUGGUCCCGGGGAUUGUACCCACUACCCUGGCGUUACAAGCGCCGUGCUCUACCAGCUGAGCUACAGUUCUAAUCCCCGAGCCGACUAGGUGAAAAAUAUGUCGAUGUGCCCUUGAGCAAGGCACUUAACCCUAAUUGCUCCUGUAAGUCGCUCUGGAUAAGAGCUAAAAUGUAAAUGUAGGUAGACUAGGGGGGUGAUCAGUCUCUCGUGUUAGUGUUGUCAGAGAGGCAAAUUCUACCCUCAUUUUUGGGGACUGUUGAUUAACAUAAUUUGUUGUAAUUUACCAUAUCUUAAAGGUAAAACAAAAAAACUUUGUCUAGCUAUUAACAUUUAUACCAAGGAUUAAAUGGCAAUUGGCAAGUAUAGAAGUAGAAAUGAUAAGCUCAGAAUUGUAGUAGGAUAUAACAUUGAAUUGUUCAAUGGGCCAGAGCUGUGUGCCUUAUGAAAGGAUCUCAAAGUGCUGCCCCUGUCCCAAGUAUCAAAUCGCUAUUGACAGCUGGUGGACACCCUCAUCCCUAUCACCUGUUGUUAUAGUAGAACAAAAACACUAAUCUAGUCAUCAAAAUUGCCCUGGGGGUGAUCAAACAUGUUUUGAGGUAAGCCCAUUUAAUUUUUUUUCAUUGCUGUUUAGACAGUAGGUGGUGGAGUUAAAGAACAACCCCAAAAAAUAUUAUCUGUGUUCAUGGUAAAACACAAAUAGUUGAAGAUACAUUUUCUCUGAACCUUAGUGAACAUGAAAACUAAAUUGCCCUCUAAACACACUAAAGACGUUUUGUGUCAUGGGAGUUUCGGCUCAAUGUCUUGUGUUAAAGCUCCGGUUUGUUUACAUUCCAGGUCAGGAAUAGCAGAUCAGGCUGAAGCAGCUUGAGUCAUGCAUUUAGAUACUGAACACAGUCUCACUGGCUGCACUGUUAUUGUUAACUGAUGUCUUAUGAACUUCAUAACCUUCCCAAGUUACCACAGUAUUGGUUAUCUGACCCUUUGUGAGGACUUAACAUUCAAUUUUCACAACAGGUGGUACUCUUAACAAUAUCACAUUUUUAGACUGUGUAAAGUGGAUCCUCUCUCAUGUUCUUAAGAAGUCUACUUUUUUCAACAUUAUAUGAUUGUCGUUAUGAGAAGUUAUAAUUAAACUUAUCUUGUAUAAUUUUAGCCUGAAUAUCUAGUUGAAUAUCAGAGUACUGAAGUUUAUACUUCCACAGGGUUUGUUGAUUAGUUUUUACUUGGCUGUCCUCCUCCAGGACUGUCAGUGUGUUUUUGGGCUCCAUCCAGAAUUAUGAUUGAUUGAACUAUGAAUUAAUGUGGGUGUGGGUGAUAACCCACUACUGGCCAAGAGCUGUUUCCCCGCUAGGACUCCCAUUUAGCACCCUUUAAUUGAUGUGCUCAUUGGCUUGUGUGACUUUAGUGUGUUUGAGUUUCGCUGCCAGGUAUAUGACUCACAUAACAAAAACAAACUGAUCAAGUGUGUCACAUUAUGUCACGCCAGGAAAACUGUUUUGUCUGUUUGACUUUGUUUUAGGAUCCCUCAUUAUUUGAGAGUUUGUUUUUUAGUUCUGUUUUUAAGAAUAUAUUCUGUGUGACGUGUUAGGUGUUAACAAUAGGUGGGUUGGGGCUUUGUUUUCAGGAGAAUAUCCCUUAGAAUGUAAACUCUCCUAAAAGGGCUAUCAAUAAUUGAUUGAUGUGGUCUGCAUCUGUUUCUAUCUGCCAUUUGUUUGGCAAUCUAAGGACCUUAAGUUAUCUUAUUUUCUUGUGAAGUUAAUAGAUCUGUGUUUUGCUGUGUAUUAUCCCUGCAGAUAUCAAAGUGAAUUGCCAAGGCUUCUGUGGUGUCACCAGCAAGAGCAAUGACACAGCCUGGACAGAUGAAGAGCAGUACUUCAGCAGCACUCUCUCUGUGGCAGAUAAAGGUACUGUCAACUGGGUCAUGACCUGCUCACCUUUAGUUUUAGGCCACAUAUUCACCUCCCUUUUCCACUUCUUACUGACACACUUCAGUUAUAGUGUAACUGUUUCCUUUGAAAUGGAGAUGUUAUUUUAUCACAUACAUACAGUAUAAGUCAAAAGUUUGGACACACCUACUCAUUCAAGGGUUUUUCUUUCUUUUUACUAUUUUCUACAUUGUAGAAUAAUAGUGAAGACAUCAAAACUAUGAAAUAACACAAAUGGAAAAGUAGCCUUUGACGGCUUUGCACACUCUUGGCAUUCUCUCAACCAGCUUCACUUGGAAUGCUUUUCCAAACAGUCUUGAAGGAGUUCCCACAUAUGCUGAGCACUUGUUGGCUGCUUUUCCUUCACUCUGCAAUCCGACUCAUCCCAAACCAUCUCAAUUGGGUUGAGGUCGGGGGAUUGUGGAGGCCUGGUCAUCUGAUGCAGCACUCAUCACUCUCCUUCUUGGUAAAAUAGCCCUUACACAGCCUGGUGGUGUGUUGGGUCAUUGUCCUGUUGAAAAACAAAUGAUAGUCCCACUAAGCCCAAACCAGAUGGGAUGGCGUAUCGCUGCAGAAUGCUGUGGUAGCCAUGCUGGUUAAGUGUCUUGAAUUCUAAAUAAAUCACAGACAGUGUCACCAGCAAAGCACCCCCACACCAUAACACCUCCUCCUCCAUGCUUUACGGUGGGAACUACACAUGCGGAGAUCAUCCGUUCACCCACACCGUGUAUCACAAAGACGUGGCGGUUGGAACCAAAAAUCUCAAAUUUGGACUCCAGACCAAAGAAAAAAUUCCACCAGUCUAAUGUCCAUUGCUCGUGUUUCUUGGCCCAAGUAGGUCUCUUCUUCUUAUUGGUGUCCUUAAGUUGUGGUUUCUUUGCAGCAAUUCAACCAUGAAGGCCUGAUUCACACAGUCCACUCUGAGCAGUUGAUGUUGAGAUGUGUCUGUGACUUGAACUCUGUGACGCAUUUAUUUGGGCUGCAAUUUCUGAGGCUGGUAACUCUAAUGAACUUAUCCUCUGCAGCAGAGGUAACUCUGGGUCUUCCAUUCCUGUGGCGGUCCUCAUGAGAGCCAGUUUCAUCAUAGCGCUUGAUGGUUUUUGCGUUUGCACUUGAAGAAACUUUAAAAGUUCCGUAUUGACUGACCUUCAUGUCUUAAAGUAAUGAUGGACUGUCGGUUCUUUGCUUAUUUGAGCUGUUCUUGGUCUUUUACCAAAUAGGGCUAUCUUCUGUAUACCCCCCCCCCACCUUGUCACAACACAACUGAUUGGCUCAAACGCAUUAAGAAGGAAAUAAAUUCCACAAAUUAACUUUUUAAGAAGGCACAACUGUUAAUUGAAAUGCAUUCGAGGUGACUACCUCAUGAAGCUGGUUGAGAGAAUGCCAAGAGUGUGCAAAGCUGUCAUCAAGGCAAAGAAUGGGUGGCUAUUUGAAGAAUCUCAAAUAUAAAAUAUAUUUUGAUUUGUUUAACACUUUUCUGGUUACUACAUGAUUCCAUAUGUUAUUUCAUAGUUUUGAUUUCUUCACUACUUUUCUACAAUUUGAAUGAGUAGUUGUGUCCAAACUUUUGACUGGUAGUGUAUGUAAGAAGGAAAAGGUAAACAAACAUUUAAUCCCUAUUCUGAGAGGUUCCCCUUCUACCCUGAAAGUUGAAUGUGAUUCAUAGAAGAGGAACAACACAGCCAUUGUUAAAUGGACAGAAUGUUUUCCAGCCAGCUGAUCUGAUGCUUAUCUUUCUUCCUGUGUCCCAGGAACCCUGAAACAGGGAGAUCACAGUUUUCCAUUCAAGUUUCUCAUUCCAGGUAAGGCCGCUGAGUGAUGGAGCUUUGCACACUUGUUGCACCACAUUGUUUCAAACAUAUGUUUUUUCCUCACAUUCUAUAAAAUCGGUAAUGCCCUGGCAUGUGAAUAGUUACUUUAGUUUUGACAUGGCUCGUUCAUUAUAAGCUGAAGUAAUGUGAGAAAUGUAGUACAAUGCCAUUUCCUGAGUCUCUACAUGAAUGAUUAUGAGGAUGAGGAUUACCAUGGGGACCGUUGCCAUGUCUCUAGAAUGGAAAUUGAGCUACAAAUGACUGCACAUUGGCAGAGUAAUUGAUGUGAGCCUCUAAAAUAACUUACUCGUGCCAAUGAGUUUAUAAGAGGUUGAGGUAACACUGUACAUAAAGGUAUAGAAGGGUUAUAAGUAGUUUAUAAAUGUUUCGUUAUUAGCUUAUAUAUAUAUAUAUUAGUUAAUCUGUAAUAAACCAUUUUAAUGCAUUAGUUGAGAUUGUGCCCUUGUCAUUAGCCUCCUUUUCCCUUGUUGACUAGUAUGGUAGGGACUGAGAGAGAGCAUUGAUGCCCCGAGGUGUGUAAGCUGAACUGCUUAGUUCCCAAUUCCACCUGUUAUCAUUGUUAUGCUAUCCCCUGUACUGGUAUGGCAGUGGCUUCCUCCCUUAUGUUAUGUUUUGUCUCAUGGUCAUUUAUGCUAACAAUCUGUCAUGGCCUACUUCUCUUUUUGUUUCAAAGUAUGACUCCUGAUUAUUGAACCGUUACACUUUGCAUGCUAAGGAAAUUAGUCCGAUAGAUCAUUAUAUAAACUAUAUCACGUAUUCUGCCUUGUCUAUGCAAUAGCUCACAGGGAGGGGAGCCCCAUGAUAACAUCAUAAACCCUCCACUCAUUACUUAUCGUUAAGAUCUGACAGACUGCCUUUCCAGUUGAGAAGGGAUUCCCUUUCACUCUGACAAAGCUGUCUUUCAUAACAACGUAUGUGAAACAUACCACAGAAGCACAAACCAACCUGACCAGAACUGUUCAUUCUGAUUUAAAAUCUGUCAUUUGAAACUUGCAUCUGCUGUUCAAUUUACACCGUCAAGACUUUCAAUUGUAAAACAAUUAGAUACAGGCCAUUUGUGUUGCCACUGUUUUUGCCAAUAUUCUUGCCACCGUGAAAAGACAUCCUGUGCUAAAUAACUUUACUCCUUCCACCCCCAUAUAGCCUCUGUUCCCACAUCCUUUGAAGGAAACUAUGGAAAGGUUAUGUACAGAGUGAGGGCUUUCAUUGACACUCCUCGCUUCUCUAAGGACUAUAAGACUGAGAAGCCUUUCUACCUGCUGAGUCUCCUCAACCUCAAUGAUGUACCUGACAUCAAUGUGAGAGCUUCCCUGGCAGAUUUGAUACCUUUUCACUUUAUCAGAGAUAUCCAAACCUCAGACACUGGACAUUGGUGAAUCUGGUCUUAACCUUAUCUUUCCCAUCUGUUUCCAGGGACCUAGUUCAUCUUCCGUUACUAAGAAGUUCACCUACCUGCUGGGGGUAAAGACAGGAACUGUGGUGCUGAAGGCCCAUAGUGACAUGAAGGGCUACACACCUGGUCAGGUCAUCCAACUGACCACAGAGAUCCACAACCAGUCUGGGAAAACCACAGGGACUGUGAUAGCCUGUCUCAUGCAGGUAUAGAGUACUGACCUAGAGUCUACAGUGCUUGAAAUAAAGCAAGGCUAAGGAUGUACAAGAGAAGAGCGUUUCAACAAAGUAUGUUUGUGUCAAUGGUGUUAUAUAGCUGCAAUGUGGUAAUUCUUGCCUCAAUGUGUAGGUGAGAUAUAAAGGGAUUGCUUUAUUUUAGUCACUCAAUCAUUAUCUACCAUAUUUCUGUGUGCUCAUCUCCAACAGAAAGUGACUUACCAGACAAAGAAGCCUACCAUUGACUUGAGGACUUUAGUGCAGGUGGAGGGUUCUGGGGUGAAGGCUGGCAAACAGGUUGAGUGGAAGGAGCAGAUUAUCGUACCUCCUCUGCCCCAGUCAUCUCUGGCUGGCUGUGGUCUAAUAAACAUGGAAUACUUUAUUCAAGUAAGCAACUUUUCUCUUCAUGAUAACAUUCCUCUACUGUUUCCUCUACAGCGAAAACCUUUGGUCCACAGUUUAGUGCCCAUGUUUUGAUAAAACCUUCUAUCCCUGGUACUUUAGAUCUCUCUGAAAUCUCCUGAGGCUUCGUUUUUGUUGCCCAUCCACAUUGGAAACAUCUCAGUGGAUACCACGUCAGCACAACCCUCCAGACCCCCUCCGACCACCGAUCCUGCUCGCUCCUCCGCAAAGCCUACCAAGCUAGAAAACAGCAGACGCUCUGAGCCAUCCUCCCAAUACCAAGGAACUCCUACUACUACCCCUGCCCCCCGCCCAGCCCCAAAACCUGUUCCCAGGAUCAGAGUCUCCACUUCCGCCCCUGCCUCCCCCAGCGCCCCUCCAGCUGAGAUGGACUAUCUGGCCAUGGGGGCCAGGGGGCAGGCGACCGAGGCCCUCCCUACCGAGAGCCACUCCCAGCUAGCUGCCUUGAGCCCUCAGGCCACUGUCUCCCCCAGUGCCUUCAGCUAUGCCCCAGGCCUCACCUUCUCCCAGAACCAGUCCCGGAGUGACGCCUCAAACACAUCGGGACCUUUGUUCUGUGUGUCCACAGGGGCCACCAUCCCAUUCUUCUCUGAGGGCAGUGCCAACCCCAUGCCUACCCUCUACCCACUCCUGCCUCCAGAGUACAGCCCCUCAACACUCCCACAUGGUCAGUCUCACACGCUGUUAAAUAACCUGUAGUGACUGGCGGUGCUAAUGCUAUUUACUUUUUACUCAAAGUUAUCUUAUUGCAGUUUGAUAUUAGUAUUUGGGUAAGGUGUUUCUAGUAUUGUAUUGUCAUCUCAAUGUAUCAGUUGUGGCUGGUUUGAGAAUAUUGGCUAAUAUCCAAUAUGAAUGAAAGUCUAAUUGCCACACCUUAGACAGUUAUGCCUUUGCUUUGUAAGUUUUGUCGUGACCUCAUGUCCUUUCUGAUGGAAAGUAUGUAGUUAGGUGGGUCUUGUGUAAUAAUGUCUCUGUCUGAUAACUAAUAUCCUCUGUCCUCUCUGUUACAGAGGCUCUUCCCAGCUAUGUGGAGAGCUGUAGCAGCAACACAUAAACAAUGUCAUGACACGGUACACUGAACAUGACAACCAACCUCUCUACUACUGGAUCAUGCUGCCAGAUAGCCCUCUUAAGUACAUCAGCCCAGGUUAAUCAACACCUUUUUAUGACUACUGAUUGCUUUCACACAAUUUUUGCACUUUCAGGACAGUAAUGUGUUUUUACGUAAACAGUUUUUAUAGCUGGAGACAAGUUUUAAAAGUUAAGUCAGGGUAAUUUAGAAUUAGUUUAGAAUAUGUUGAAAUGGCAUCUGUGAUGUUUGAAACCAAGUGAAGAUCCAUAAAGCCCACUAGCAACUACCCAGGCUAUGUUUUAUGUAACCUGUAUGUUUAUUUGUUUUCACUUAACUGUCUAUUCAUAGACAAUUCACUAUAUCCAAAUAAUGUUGUAUGCAUAGGAAAUAUGAUAAUCUACAAUGCACAACCUAAUAAAAUUGUGUUGUAUGUUUCACCA
Coregonus sp. 'balchen' is the source of this 7809-nucleotide messenger RNA. Lineage: Eukaryota; Metazoa; Chordata; Actinopteri; Salmoniformes; Salmonidae. The record is from the annotation of a GenBank genome assembly.